AUGUGGAUUUGGGAUUGGUUGGUACAAGACGACACCUUAACAAAAAAACUCCGAGCUUUCUCGGUGAGGCAUAUGAAGAUUUCUGAGGAAGACAUGACUCGCACCAGAAAGUUAGUGAAAGACUAUAUUGAGGACCGGAUCAUGGCGUACUGUCGACAGAAUUCCGAGCUUCCGAUACUGAAUUUGCAGUAUACCGGCAGCGUGUACGAGAGACUGAAAACUGAAGCUGCCGAUGAAGUAGAUGUCAUGGUAGUACUGAAGACGUCGAAGCCUUGGUUUUGGGGCGAUCCUGAGGUAAUGAAGGAAGAAACAGGCUUCCCAGGCUACGUGCGACUCAAAGCAACCGUGGACUCGAAACUUCGCAGGUAUGUUAGUUCAGAGGGGUACAUAAUUCCCGGACGACUCCGCGAGCGCUGGUUCUUCAGUCUUGUUUCACGAGCAGUUACAGAUUUAACAGAAAAUUCGCCGGGGUCCAACCUCGACUUCGUUGUACGUCAACAUGGGCCUUCUGUUCAACUGGAUAUCUUCAGCGAAGAAACCGGGUGGAAGCUUUUGUCAGCGGAUCUCGUUCCUUGCUUUCAAAUUGGGACGGAUGAAUAUUUCGUGGCAAAGCGACACACUAGAGAUGAACGGCUUUGGAGGCGGUCAUUUUCACUGGAGGAAAAACAGCUGCUAAAGCGCAUGGAUAAAGAUGACCAUGGUUGCAGACACGAGCUCCUGAGGAUUGUGAAGACCAUCGUCAAUAAGGAGAGAACAUCUCUGGGACAACUGAGGUCAUACUACCUGAAGACAGCCUUCAUGCACUACAUCGAAGAGAAGCCUUCCAAUUGGAAUGGAAGGAAUUCUCUGGGGGAACACUUUGUCGGAUUCUUGGCUGCAUUGCAAGCUUUCCUGGAGAAAGGAAACCUGCCAAAUUACUGGCUUCCUGAAGUAAACCUCUUGGAUGAGAUCCCCAACCCGGUGGUUGUUGGGAAUAUGGCGUAUCGUCUGAAACGAAUCCUCAACAGCGAAAUAGAGCGAAACAAAAUACUUGAAUAG
Molecule: messenger RNA, 1038 nt
Organism: Pocillopora meandrina
Lineage: Eukaryota; Metazoa; Cnidaria; Anthozoa; Scleractinia; Pocilloporidae
Source: the annotation of a GenBank genome assembly